This is a messenger RNA of Emiliania huxleyi CCMP1516, 1014 nucleotides long. RefSeq lists its product as hypothetical. The coding region runs from base 1 to 1014 and encodes 337 amino acids. Gene Ontology annotation, biological process: peptidyl-arginine methylation. Gene Ontology annotation, molecular function: protein-arginine omega-N monomethyltransferase activity. The record is from RefSeq and is a predicted model, not a curated record. The transcript is spliced from 4 exons. Lineage: Eukaryota; Haptophyta; Isochrysidales; Noelaerhabdaceae.
AUGGAGUCGCACUUUGUCGUGCCCCGCCGGCUGCGCGACAAGCCGUACGAGCUCAUCGAGGCGGCCAACGACUGGCACUAUGCGAUGAUGAACGACCUGCCGCGCAACGAGUUUUACCGCUCCGCGCUGCGGCAGCUCAUCACGCCCGAGUCGUUUGUCCUCGAGAUUGGCGCCGGCUCCGGGCUGCUCUCCAUCAUCGCCGCCUCUCUGGGCGCGCGGCGCGUGGUCGCCAUUGAGGCUAACAUGCACCUCGCCAACGUGGCGCGGCAGAUCAUCCACGCCAACGGCUACGGCGACCGCAUCCACAUCAUCAACAAGAUGUCGACCGACGUGAGCCCCGAGGAGCUCGCGCAGUACGGCGGCAGGCCGACCCUGCUCCUCUCCGAGAUCCUCGGCACGCUGCUGCUCGGAGAGUCGGCGCUGCACUACGUCGCGGACGCGCGGAGGCGGCUCCUCGGCCCGGGCGGCGCGGUCGUGAGAAGGACAAAGAACCCUUCCCCACUAGCCCUGAGCGGUGGGCCGACUAGCCAACGGCAAGGCAUCUCGCUCGACUACUUCAACUCGCUGCAGGACACGACCUCGAUGGUCUUCACGAAGCAGUACGGCUUCCGCUUCUCCUCCGCCGCCUACACCGAGCUCGCGCCCCGCACGCCCGUGCUCGCGAUCGACUUCUCCGCAGACGAGGUUGGUGUGUGGGGCGGCGAGAGCCGGACGACCCUGCGGGCGACGCGCGCGGGGACGGUGCACGCGGUGAUGGCGUCGUGGGAGGUGUACGCGGGCGAGGCGGACGCGCUCUGCAUGGCGACGCACCCCGACGCGACGCUGGGCAACUUCCCGCGCGACAUGCAGUGGGGGCAGGGCCUGCAGCUCAUCGAGGACACCUCGGUGGACGGCGCCAAGCCGGUGCCCUUCGUGGUGCAGGAGGGCGAGCUGCUCACGCUGGUGACGCGCUACUCGGUGGACGGGGUCACGCUCCAGUUCGAGCUGCUGCGGGGGGCUUCCAGCGAGGAGUGA